This is a messenger RNA of Vigna unguiculata (cowpea), 1323 nucleotides long. RefSeq names its product glutamate receptor 3.3-like. NCBI's taxonomy places the organism in Eukaryota, Viridiplantae, Streptophyta, Magnoliopsida, Fabales, Fabaceae. Gene Ontology annotation, molecular function: ligand-gated monoatomic ion channel activity; diphosphate-fructose-6-phosphate 1-phosphotransferase activity; 6-phosphofructokinase activity. Gene Ontology annotation, biological process: response to glucose; glycolytic process; photosynthesis. Gene Ontology annotation, cellular component: cytosol; membrane. The record is from RefSeq and is a predicted model, not a curated record.
AAUACAGUGAGCACUCUUGGUCGCUUUGUGCUGCUUAUAUGGUUAUUUGUAGUUCUAAUAAUUAACUCAAGUUACACAGCUAGCCUGACAUCAAUCCUCACAGUGCAACAACUUUCUUCACUUGUUAAAGGCAUUGACAGUUUAAUAAAUAGCAAAGAGCCUAUUGGCUACUUGCAGGGUUCAUUUACUCGAACUUAUUUGAUUGAGGAAAUUGGUAUUGAUGAAUCCAGACUGGUUCCUCUAAAAACACCGGAAGAAACUGCAACAACACUAAAAAAUGGUCCCCAAAAGGGUGGUGGUUCUGCAUAUGUUGAUGAGCGUGCUUACAUAGAACUUUUCCUUUCAAGCCGGUGCGACUUUAGAAUUGUCGGUCAAGAGUUCACCCGAAAUGGUUGGGGAUUUAGUGGAUUUGACAUGAUUUGCAGUGGGAGGGACAAGAUUGAAACUCUAGAGCAGUUUAAACAAGUCGAAGAAACAGUUAAGAAGCUAGACUUGGAUGGGGUUGUUGUUAUUGGUGGUGAUGACUCAAACACCAAUGCAUGCCUCCUUGCUGAGAACUUCAGGAGCAAAAAUUUGAAAACACGUGUAAUUGGAUGCCCUAAAACCAUUGAUGGUGAUUUGAAAUGCAAAUAAGUUCCCACAAUUUUUGGGUUUGACACUGCUUGCAAGAUUUCAAGCAAUAAAACAUGCAAUCAUCUGUCUGGAGUUGUGCGGCUUAUGGGGUGUGCGGCUUCACACAUUACACUGGAAUGUGCUUUACAAACUCAUCCAAACAUUACAAUUAUUGGAGAAGAGGUAGCUGCAAAGAAGCUGACGUUGAAAAGAAGCUGCAAAGAGUCUACUGGCCAUGGCUCAGGAUCUUCACGUAUGCGCACAUUCCUUUCCUUUGUAGAUAUGAAAAGGAAGAGAUUGUUAAGAGCCGUGUGAAGAGAAAGAAAAUAGAGGGCAUGUCCUACAGGAGCACAAGAGAAGUAGGAUCAUCCAUCACCUCUAACAAAGGAUAUUCUCAGGCAUCAUCAAACAGAAUUGAUUCAGCUACUGAAAUCUAACUGUUGCAUACUUGUUUGCUCAUCAUAAUUUUGUAGCUUCUUGUACUAACGCCCUGUGCAUCACUCUUCAUUCACCCGUUGCAACUGCUGGGUUCCUCCUACAUUUUUGUGGUUUUCCUUUUUAGUACAUAUAAUUAAUUGUAAGAUAUAUCAAUUUGUGUGGGACUGUAAGUAAUAUAAGCGUGGGGACAAGUUGACUUUACAAUUAUUGUUGGUACUUAUUUGUAUUGAUUGGUACCAAAAUGUUAAGUAAUAAAUAGGAAAUUUUAUAGAA